Molecule: messenger RNA, 846 nt
Organism: Babjeviella inositovora NRRL Y-12698
Lineage: Eukaryota; Fungi; Ascomycota; Pichiomycetes; Serinales
Exons: 1
Coding region: 1-846 (281 amino acids)
Biological process (GO): fungal-type cell wall organization
Cellular component (GO): plasma membrane; cell cortex of cell tip
Source: RefSeq, a predicted model, not a curated record
AUGAUUGGGUGUGGCCGCUUUUGCAUCGUUAUUAUCCCGUUUAUCCUCUCCUUACUAUCCAUCCUUCUCGCUAUUCUUGCAUGUGUAGGCUCCACUUCCACCACCACCUUCAUCGAGGAUACGCAUUUCAUACGCAUGAACUUUUCCUCCGUCGCGCUCUCUGACCUUUUUGGCACCUCUUCCCAGCUUCCGGCCACCGCGACGUUAUCAGACGUCGGCAUCAAGGAGGUCUACUCUCUCGGCAUGUGGGGCUACUGUUCCGGAAGUAUUUCCUCGACUGAUGCCUCGCACGUCGACUACACAUUCUGCUCCAAGCCAAAGGCGAUGUACGGGGUCAACAUCACUGAAAUCAUCAGCAACGAUUUAAACUCCGCCUACACCGCUUUAGCCGCCUCUAUCACCUUACCUACCGAUAUUACCGAUGCGCAGAACAAGUUCAACACUUUAUCCAAGGCGAUCUUUAUUACCUGUAUCAUCGGCAUCGUGUCCACCUUUUUGUUGCUCUUGUUCACCCUCUUCUCCUUCUGUUCGCAUAUCUGGUCCUGUAUCGCUAGUAUUUUCGGUGUAAUCGCCUUCUUGGGCUUGAUUGUCUCCGCUGCUGGCUCCACUGCCCUCUUUAUGGUUAUAAGAGCGGCCUUCAACAACAAUUUUGACACGUUAGGGAUCAAGGCCUACUUGGACAUGCCUUUCUACGCCUUGAUCUGGAGUAGUGCCAUGGGCGUCCUUUUAACCGUUCUCUUUGUGUUUAUAGGGAUCUGCUGUGGUACCACCAGCAAGUACGGGAGGGUGAAAGAGCAAAAGUAUGCCGAAGACCAGCAACCAAUGAUGGCCUACCAUCCCCACUAA